Messenger RNA from Mobula hypostoma (lesser devil ray), 1045 nucleotides. Its product is annotated as E-selectin-like. NCBI's taxonomy places the organism in Eukaryota, Metazoa, Chordata, Chondrichthyes, Myliobatiformes, Myliobatidae. The coding region runs from base 432 to 944 and encodes 170 amino acids. Gene Ontology annotation, cellular component: membrane. Gene Ontology annotation, biological process: cell adhesion. The record is from RefSeq and is a predicted model, not a curated record. The transcript is spliced from 6 exons.
UUCGCCGGCAGGCUGGUGGCUGGGUGGAGGAGCGAUGAUGCUGUCCGGCGGGCAGAGCGGGGCAGCUCACCUCACACUGUAGGGCCGGGGCGUUGUGCACCCGGGCAGGCUGUGGGAGGCUGAGAUCGCUGGCGCCGCGGCUGUCCUCGAAAGGUAGAACACUUAAGGUGCUGUGCUAGAGGACCAGCGUGUCUGGCUGAUGUAAACGACGAUAAUGUGAGGAAAAUCAUGUAAAUAUUUUAGUGAGCGAUCAUUCUGAGACUGUGUUGCUUUUUUCGAUAGCCUCGUGCAAGCCUAACUCCUGUAAUAAUCGAGGAGAAUGUGUGGAAACUGUCGGAUAUUACAAAUGCCGUUGCGACGAAGGGUUCUACGGUUUGCGGUGUGAAUUGGUUAAGCAAUGUGACACUUUGAGUGCUCCUGUCCAAGCAAAAAUGCUGUGCAACCACCCUCUUGGAAACUUCAGCUUCAACUCCACCUGUGACUUCCACUGCAUUCCAGGGUUCACACUGCAAGGGUCACAGAGUCUCCAGUGCACGGCGGCAGGACAGUGGACAGCAGAGACACCCAGCUGUGAAGCUGUAAAGUGUGGAAAACUGGAGAUUCCCGAGAAAGGAUACAUGAACUGCUCUCACCCCCUCAGCGAUUUCAGUUACAAGUCAGUGUGUACGUUAAACUGUGAUAAAGGAUUUCAUCUUGGUGGAUCAGAUAGCAUUCAGUGUGGAACAUCUGGACAAUGGAAUGGGCGGAAACCCACCUGUGAAGUUCAUAUCUUUAACAAAAUGUGGGAACCACAAAAGGCCACAGUAGCAACUGUGGGAACAGCAUUCACACUGCUGCUUCUGUCAUUUGUAGUCUGGGGUAUUAUACGUCGUUAUAGAAAAGCAAAACAAGAGAAGAACCCACUUUCAAGAAAUGAAGACAAUUUGGAAAGAACUACAGUUUAAUUGUGGGAUGCUUUAGAUUGCUGAAUUACCUUUGAGUGUAUAAUGAAAAAAUCAGUAGCAUCAAUGACUUCUGAAAACUGAUAAGACACAAAGAGUGUUUC